AUGUCAGUAGCAGGGCCACAACCAACAGUUCAACUACCGUCUGUAAGUACUCCAUUACAGAAUUAUUCAAAGGAUAAGAAAGUAGGUGAAGGUACAUAUGCUGUUGUUUAUCUAGGUAAACAAAUUACAACCAAGAGAAAUAUUGCUAUAAAGGAAAUUAAAACAGGUUUAUUCAAAGAUGGUUUAGAUAUGUCAGCUAUACGAGAAGUUAAAUAUCUUCAAGAAUUAAAACAUCCAAAUGUGAUUGAAUUAGUUGAUGUUUUUUCAACUACAAAUAAUUUAAACUUAGUGCUUGAAUUUUUACCUUGCGAUUUAGAAAUGUUGAUCAAGGAUAAAUCAAUAGUUUUCAAAAGUUCAGAUAUUAAAUCAUGGUUAUUAAUGACAUUAAGAGGUGUACAUCAUUGUCAUAGAAAUUUCAUAUUACAUCGAGAUUUAAAACCUAAUAAUUUAUUAAUUGCUCCUGAUGGACAUUUGAAACUUGCAGAUUUUGGUUUAGCAAGAUCUUUAGGUAAUCCAAAUGAAAAUCUAUCAUCAAACGUUGUUACUAGAUGGUAUAGAGCACCUGAAUUGUUAUUUGGAAGUAGACAUUAUACUGGAGCUAUAGAUAUCUGGUCAGUAGGAAUAAUAUUUGCUGAGUUAAUGUUACGUAUUCCUUAUCUACCAGGUAAAGAUGAUGUUGAUCAAAUUGAUGUUACAUUUAGAGCUUUAGGUACUCCAACUGAACAAAUUUGGCCAAAUGUUUCAAGUUUACCGAUGUAUAAUGCAUUACAUGUUUACCCACCACCAUCAAGACAAGAAUUAAGACAAAGAUUUAGUGCAGCUACAGAAAAGGCAUUGGAUUUAUUAAUAUUAAUGACUCAAUUAGAUCCAAGUAGAAGAUGUGAUUCAACACAAGCUUUAUUACAUGAUUAUUUCACGGAGAGUCCAAGACCAACUGA
This is a messenger RNA of Insectozyma verbasci, 938 nucleotides long. The record is from the annotation of a GenBank genome assembly. NCBI's taxonomy places the organism in Eukaryota, Fungi, Ascomycota, Pichiomycetes, Serinales, Debaryomycetaceae.